Molecule: messenger RNA, 1561 nt
Organism: Branchiostoma belcheri (Belcher's lancelet)
Lineage: Eukaryota; Metazoa; Chordata; Leptocardii; Amphioxiformes; Branchiostomatidae
Product: ectoine dioxygenase-like
Exons: 8
Coding region: 171-1040 (289 amino acids)
Source: RefSeq, a predicted model, not a curated record
AGCUAUCUCAUGAUAAUGCCCCUGCUGUACUUGGUGACAGCGAGUUCCACUCUGUUGUUUGUACACUGACACACCAGCAAACACAACCUUUGCCUCCAGCACAAUCAGACUGCACCAGAAAAGAGCGGUACAGAACACGGUCGCGAGUCUCUGAAAUCAAGAGAUCCAACAUGACAGAGUCCAUCUACACGUGCACUGAGGACUUUGAUGUCACUCCAAACGUCCAAGCAGACUUUGAUAAGAAUGGCUACAUCCUUGUCAGGUCUCUGUUGGACCAAGAAGAAAUCAAGUUACUGAAAGAUGCUCUUGAGUCUGACGAGGGGCUGAUGAGACACGCGUUCUGCCGAGAUGACGGGGAGGGCGGGAAGAGCAGGCUGGUCCUGUGGAACCAGCCCGGAAAUGACAUCACAGGAGUCAUGGCUAGAUGUGAGAAAGUGGCAGGAACAAUGGAAAAGUUGUUGGGUGGAGAGGUGUACCACUACCACACCAAACUGAUGAUGAAGGAAGCGCGGACAGGGGGCGCUUUUGUGUGGCACCAGGACUACGGGUACUGGUACGAGAACGGCUGCAUCUUCCCUGACAUGGGGACGGUUUUCAUCGCCUUGGACCAGGCUACUCAAGAGAAUGGCUGUCUGAAGGUGAUCCCAGGCUCUCAGCGGGUUGGUCGGAUUGAUCACGUGCGCGUUGGGGACCAGGUGGGGGCGGAUGUGGAACGCGUCACGGAGGUCCGGAAGUUUCUCCCCUUGGCUCACGUGGAGAUGGAGCCAGGCGACGCGCUGUUCUUCCACUGCAACCUGCUGCACCGCAGCGAGCAGAACCACAGCGACCACCGCCGCUGGGCCUUCCUGGUGGCGUACAACCGGGCGUCCAACAACCCGGUCAUGGAGCACCACCACCCGCGAUACACACCCAUGUCAAAGGUGCCCAACACUGCUAUCAAGGAGUGCACAACUGCAACAGAGAUUGCCGGGAAAGAUUUCUUCGAUCCCGCAUCGGAAGUCAGCCUCAAGAAGGUCACCGAGAAGACUCUGACGCGCUGACGAUUUUAUCAGCUGCAAUUCACCAAUACUCCACAAGGGGUCAUUCUUAGGAAACCCCAUGUUGAUUCCCAAUGUGAUGUUUCAGUGAUAAACGUGAUGUAAUUGAGGAUAUUUGCAACAGCGCGCAUUUCUUUGAUCUUCGUGAUUACAAACAUUGCAAGGGUGGAAAUAACAAAGACAAUUGGACACACGCCUACAUGACAAGACUAAGAGCAACAACGGUGAACAACCUGAAGAUGCAGAGAAUGGCAAUCCACAUGAAGAUCCGCGACCGGUUAUCAAGACACGAGCGACACCUAUCGACCAUGAAGAGAAAGACAUCUGGGAUCCAGUCGUUAGACAAUCAUUCAAACACAAUAUUAACUUCAAGAUGUCAUGAAAAUGGAAAAGUGACAACUUGUCUCAAUCCACAGGUGGCAAAUUCGGUUAUCAAGACAUGCGCGACCCCUGUCGAUCCUGAAGAGAAAGACAUCUGGGAUCCGGUUGCAUGUCCAUCGGUGAGCCAGCUGAGUUUGGACAAG